Myripristis murdjan (pinecone soldierfish) is the source of this 4459-nucleotide messenger RNA. It is a transcript of the gene slc4a5b, whose product is annotated as solute carrier family 4 member 5b. The record is from RefSeq and is a predicted model, not a curated record. Gene Ontology annotation, cellular component: plasma membrane. The transcript has 28 exons. Lineage: Eukaryota; Metazoa; Chordata; Actinopteri; Holocentriformes; Holocentridae. Bases 183 to 3800 code for a protein of 1205 amino acids. Gene Ontology annotation, molecular function: monoatomic anion transmembrane transporter activity; sodium:bicarbonate symporter activity; solute:inorganic anion antiporter activity. Gene Ontology annotation, biological process: monoatomic anion transport; transmembrane transport; regulation of intracellular pH.
UCGGUUUAUGGUUACUUAGUCACAGCGUUUUGCAUUUUGUACAUGGAUCAGUAUUAAAAACAUAGAGAUCUGAGUCACCCAGGGCUGGUUGUGGUUAGUUAGUGUCAGUCACUGUAACAGUUCCUCUUCAAACUUAACUUUGGCUUUAUUUUGCUCUGCUAAACCUGACCUCACACAUCAGGAUGGAUCAUCAUGAUUGGCAGCGCAGUAGAAGUAGGGGCCACCGGCGCUAUGAUGAUGAUGAUGAUUCCCAGCCAGUGUACAUCGGUGUCCCGGCUUCCCAUAGACGUAAAAGGCGCAGGCAUCAUUCCUACAAUAAUGACAGCAACCGUGAAAGACGACGCUCUGAUCACCACUCACACCACGAACACUCACACCGGGGCUAUUACCAUGACAGAGAUGAGCACUAUGAGGAUGAGGAGGGAAGUGCAGAGCAUCACGCGCACUCUGACCCCACAGUGUCUCCUGCAGCAGAACGGUUGCGCCACAUCCUGGGGGACGAUGACAGCACCCCGACACCCACAAUAUUCACUGAGAUGGACACACUGCAACAUGAGGGGGAUGAACUGGAGUGGAAAGAGUCUGCUAGGUGGGUGAAGUUUGAGGAGAAAGUGGAGGAGGGAGGAGAAAGAUGGAGCAAGCCUCAUGUCUCCACACUAACCCUGCACAGCCUGUUUGAGCUCAGGACCUGCCUGCAGACGGGAAGCAUCCUGCUGGACCUGGAGGGAUACUCGCUGCCGCAGAUUGUGGAUGACAUUGUGGAUCGCCAGAUAGCAGAUGGUCUGAUUGGCCCCGAGGUGAAGGAGAAGAUCAGCUACGUGUUGCUCAGGAAGCAUCGUCACCAGACCAAGAAACCCAUCCACCGCUCCUUUGCAGACAUAGGGAAGUCCUCCAACACAGCUUCCAACCGUAGUCCUCAGGUUAAUCUGAGUCGUAGCACUAGUUCAGCCUCUGGGAUCCACCGCUCAACAGAAGACCUACGCUCUCGGCAGUCAAGCAGCCUUGGCCGUCUGCAUCAUGCACAGAGCCGAAGCAUGAAUGAUAUAGCAGACACACCAAGCACGGACCAGCUGAAGAAUAAGUUUAUGAAGAAGAUUCCUCGAGACGCUGAGGCGUCCAAUGUCCUAAUUGGUGAAGUGGAUUUCCUGGACAAACCGUUUGUUUCCUUUGUGCGUUUGGCUCAAGCCACGACUCUGGGAGGCCUCACUGAGGUCCCUGUCCCAACCAGGUUUCUCUUUAUCUUGCUGGGUCCACAUGGCAAAACCAAAUCAUACAAUGAGAUUGGAAGAGCUAUUGCUACACUCAUGGUGGAUGAAUUGUUCAGUGACGUGGCAUAUAAAGCAAGGGACCGUGAAGACCUGAUCGCAGGUGUUGAUGAGUUUCUGGAUGAGGUGAUUGUCCUCCCUCCUGGGGAAUGGGACCCAAAAAUACGCAUCGAGCCUCCCAAGAAAGUUCCAUCAGCAGAAAUGAGGAAGUCAGUGUUGAACCUGAACGAGCUGGGUCAGAUGAAUGGCUCGGCUGGGGGGGCAGGUGGAGGAGAGGAUGAGGAGCUUCCAGCCCCACAUGAGCUUGGAGAGGAACUGGUAUUCACUGGGAGGUUCUGUGGUGGAUUAUGGCUGGAUAUCAAAAGGAAGAUACCCUGGUUUUGCAGUGAUAUCUAUGAUGGCUUCCAUAUCCAGUCCGUCUCUGCUGUGCUCUUCAUCUACCUGGGCUGCAUCACCAAUGCCAUCACCUUUGGAGGGCUGUUAGGAGAUGCCACUGACAACUACCAGGGUGUGAUGGAGAGUUUCCUCGGCACGGCUUUAGCAGGGAUGGUCUUCUGCAUAUUUGGAGGUCAACCUCUCAUCAUUCUCAGCUCUACAGGACCCAUUCUCAUCUUUGAAAAACUGUUGUAUGAAUUCAGCAAGAACAAUAACAUAGACUACAUGGAGCUACGUCUGUGGAUCGGGCUGCACUCUUGUAUACAGUGUCUGCUGCUGGUGGUCACAGACGCCAGCUACAUCAUCAAGUACAUGACCCGCUUCACCGAGGAGGGUUUCUCCAGCCUCAUCUCUUUUAUAUUCAUCUCUGACGCCCUUAAGAAGAUGGUAGGAACCUUCAACUACUACCCAAUCAACCGUGGCUUCAAGCCAGAUUACAUCACAGCCUACAAGUGUGAAUGCAUCGCUCCAGACCAAGCAUUUUUGCUGGGCUUGAAUGUUUCAGCUCCACUAGGAGAUGAUAACAUGACUCUGCUGUUCAACUUGACAGAUGUGGACUGGAGUCAGCUGAGUAAGAAAGAGUGCCAGAAGUAUGGCGGUGCCCUGAUGGGGAACUCCUGUAAGUUCGUCCCUGACCUUGCCCUCAUGUCCUUCAUCCUUUUCUUCGGCACAUACUCCAUGACUGUUUCUCUCAAGAAGUUCAAGUCCAGCCGCUACUUCCCAACCAAGUUUCGUACCCUGAUCAGUGACUUCGCCAUCAUCAUUUCCAUCCUGAUCUUCUGUGGGUUGGACUACCUGCUGGACCUGGACACACCCAAGCUGCAUGUGCCUACUGAGCUCAAGCUGAGGAAGCUAAUCAGUGAUUUUGCCAUCUUCAUGUCAAUCAUGUCCUUUGUGGGUCUGGAUAUGUUGAUGGGGUUAGACACACCCAAACUAAUUGUUCCAACAGAGUUCAAGCCCACACGUUCAGACCGUGGCUGGAUAGUGAUGCCGUUUGGUAAGAACCCAUGGUGGAUGUACCUGGCCAGCUUUGUCCCGGCUCUCCUGGUCACCAUCCUCAUCUUCAUGGACCAGCAGAUUAGUGCUGUCAUCGUCAACCGCAAGGAAAAUAAACUUAAGAAAGGUUGCGGCUACCACUUAGACCUGUUCUGGGUGGGGAUACUGAUGGCUGUGUGUUCCUUCAUGGGGCUGCCCUGGUAUGUAGCAGCCACUGUCAUCUCCAUCGCCCACAUCGACUCUCUGAAGAUGGAGAGUGAGUCCAGCGCUCCCGGUGAACAGCCUCAGUUCCUUGGGGUCCGUGAGCAGAGAUUGACGGGCACAAUGGUGUUUCUUCUGACUGGAGUCUCAGUCUUCCUGGCUCCCAUCCUUAAGUACAUCCCCAUGCCUGUCCUCUAUGGAGUGUUUCUCUACAUGGGAGUGGCCUCACUGAGUGGCAUCCAGUUCUGGGAGCGUAUCAAGCUGUAUCUGAUGCCAGCCAAACACCAGCCUGACUUCUCCUUCCUGCGUCACGUUCCUCUGAGACGCGUCCAUCUCUUCACCCUCGUCCAGAUAGUCUGUCUGGCUGUGCUCUGGAUUCUCAAGUCUACUUUCCUGGCCAUUGUCUUCCCGGUCAUGAUUCUGGGUCUGAUGGUGGUGCGGAAGAUGCUGGAUCUGAUGUUCUCACAGCAUGACUUAGCCUGGCUGGAUGACAUCCUGCCGGAUAAAGACAAGAAGAAGAAGGAGGAUGAGAAGAAGAAGAAGAAAGAGAAGAAGGCGGCCGAGACAGAGAGCGACGAGGAGGAGACAAACCCUUACUCGACAGUCGCUUCCGAUCAAGACGAGCUAGACAACAGCAUUACUCUGCACCUGAAGAUCUGCCCCCCCUCACCCGCCCACUCCCAGAUGAGCCUUGCCCCCGGAGACUCUUCACCAGUCCUGCCGCCAUGCCAGCCUCUGCCCCACAUCAGCAUCCGGGUGGAGUCAGACUGUGACGAGUCUGGUUUCUACCCCAAGCGACAUAGACUUCACCCCCCCAAUAACCUGACACCUGAGAUACACAGAGACUUUUAUCGAAACGCACACACUCAGUUUGGUAACUCCUAUAGGGAGGCCAUUCUGUAAACAGACAGGAGAGAAUUUAUUUUUUAAUUCUGUCAGCUUAAGAGAACUCAGGCAACCCCCAAAACACAGACGCACAGGGCAGAUGCAUAGUGUAGAAGCGUUAUGAUUAUUACUUUCCAUCUGCCUAUCUCUAUGUCAGCUUAGCUUAAUUUUUGAGAGCUUGAACAAUGGUUUAAAUACUGUAGCAUACAUGUCUGCAGUACUUCAAAUGGAAGAGUGACCUCUCUCUUUCUCCUCUUUAAAUUGCCAUUUAAUCACAUGAAUUAUUAUUAUACUAUUAAGUCCCCUACUUAACCUGGGUGUGGCUUCCUGAGAGUAUCUCAGCAAUCAGACCAUCUUAGCCCACAGGAGUAGUGCUGAACACAGAGGUGCUUUAGGAAGCCUCACUUCUUUUAGUAAUUAUAGUUAAAAAGAAACAACCAAAAUAUCUUGAUAAAGGCAUUAAUCUGCUGUGAACAUGUUUUAGACCAAGGCAUCAAUAUUGCUGAUCAUGAUUUGUUUAUUAUUCUAUUGGAUAUUUUUGCUUACUUAUGCCUCUUGCUUGUCUGUGAACAUCUUAAGCAUGGUAGAGAUUGUGAUUUACAUCAUGGUUUAUGUACAUAAAACAUGAGUGAGAAGCUCUCAAAAUGUAAUAAAAUAGCAAUGAAAAUCUCUUUGAA